Messenger RNA from Gongylonema pulchrum, 468 nucleotides. The record is from the annotation of a GenBank genome assembly. Lineage: Eukaryota; Metazoa; Nematoda; Chromadorea; Rhabditida; Gongylonematidae.
AUGUGUGACAUCAUUAACAGUGCAUUAAUUUGUAUCUAUUAUGUUCGCCAGUGGCAUAUCAAAUUCCUCUUUGUUGAGCAAUCCGUUUAUUGCCGGUACCUCUGUUCCAGUCCAGUUGCUGUUUUAGGGAAUGAUGUUGUACAUGCGCUAGCCAUCUCAGAUUCAGAAUCCGGGAAGAUAUUCAUCUACGACGGCAAAGGCGAAGAUAAAUCACUACAUGUUUUGGAUAAACUUCAUUCGAAGCCCAUAAAGCUUAUCGAAUACAACUCUCGUUUUGACUGUGUUAUUUCUGUCGAUGUUAUGGGAAUGUUGGAAUAUUGGUCCGGGCCAAAAUGCGAUUACGAAUUUCCAACUUCUGGUGGUAACCUUGACUUACAUUUCGUCUUGAAUGGAUUAGCGGCUCAACACUUUCUUCGACAAGUGCUUUCACUUGGCGCAGCUUCAGUCCUUGCCAGAAAUGAAUUAUGA